AGUCUGUGGCUGCACGCAACCAGUUAAUGAAUCUUUCUCGAAUCACGAUCCGUCCCAAGAGCGUAAGCAAGACCGCUACGCUUCGUCGCUUCUAUACAACUUCACCGAGUAUGAUCAGUGGCGAUCUAAACAAUACAGCGGCAGAACGCACCAGGAGAGAGCUCGGAGUAGAUCCAGCUUAUCGCAACCGGUCCUUCGUAAUACCUCAGUCUCAAGAUGACGCCGAAAUUCGGAAGAAGUACAGACCAUUUCUCCUCGAUGAAGAGAUCUCGAAGAGCGACUGGGUUUCUCAGCUGGAGCUGAGCACAGUAUUGAAGAUGGUUGAGAACCAGAUCCUCGACAAGGGCCAAGAGAGACUCAGAGUUCUUGUUCUGCAUGGCAGCAUGCGUGAUCGGUAAGAGUUCACCCAAAUCAAAGUCGAGCAGAGGCUUUGGCUGACAAUGAACAGAUCAUACUCGCGCCUCUUGUCGUAUGAAGCCAGUAGGAUACUGUUCCGCCUCGGUUGCGACGUCCGCAUGUACGAUCCAAAAGGACUUCCGGUAAAGGAUGACGAACAACACUUGCAUCCAAAGGUACAAGAGCUGCGCGAGCUCAGUAAGUGGAGUGAUGGCCACAUCUGGAUCAGUCCCGAACAGCAUGGGAACGUUACUGCUGUCUUCAAGAACCAAAUUGACUGGAUACCGUUGUCAACAGGCUCUGUCCGGCCUACACAAGGACGAACAUUGGCGAUUGCGCAGGUGUCCGGAGGCUCCCAAUCAUUCAACACUGUAAACACCCUGCGAAUCCUCGGACGAUGGAUGCGCAUGUUCGCGAUACCGAACCAAAGCUCCAUCCCAAUAGCGUACAAGCAAUUCACCGAACCAGAAGAUGCCGAGGGAGGAAGCCGACUGAUGCCGAGUGGUAACAGGGAUCGACUCGUGGACUGUAUGGAAGAGUUCGUCAAGUACACGCUGGUUAUGCGACCGCAUUUUGACCUGUUCGGCGAUCGGUAUAGUGAAAGAGAUGAGAAGCGGAGCAAAGCAGAAAAAGAGAGACUGGCAAAGGCGAAGGAAGCUGAAGCACUGCCAGACCUCAAGAAGAUGUAAUCUAUUUGAAAAGCUGGAUGCACCAGACUUUAUUUUGUUUUUGGUGGUAUAGAAAGCGAUGCAUUAGACCUGGCGCUCGGGGCUGAUUACUGGAUAAACAAGCUUACAAGAAGGUCUGAACAAACAAGUUUACAAGAAGGUCGAGAACGAUGGAGGAGGAAGCACUUGAAGAUGGCUCUUGCCACAAUCUUUAGCGUGAAUGCACGGACGCCGAACUGGUAUGAGCGAUCCGCGUCUUCAAGGGUUGCAUUCUGCAAAGUACCAUCCUAUGCCAAAGCUUGACUACUUGCAAAAUACUCACUCAAGA
Macroventuria anomochaeta is the source of this 1392-nucleotide messenger RNA. RefSeq lists its product as uncharacterized. The record is from RefSeq and is a predicted model, not a curated record. Lineage: Eukaryota; Fungi; Ascomycota; Dothideomycetes; Pleosporales; Didymellaceae. Bases 441 to 1085 code for a protein of 214 amino acids. The transcript has a single exon. Gene Ontology annotation, molecular function: oxidoreductase activity.